Messenger RNA from Mercenaria mercenaria, 480 nucleotides. RefSeq lists its product as uncharacterized. NCBI's taxonomy places the organism in Eukaryota, Metazoa, Mollusca, Bivalvia, Venerida, Veneridae. The record is from RefSeq and is a predicted model, not a curated record. The coding region runs from base 172 to 480 and encodes 102 amino acids. The transcript is spliced from 4 exons.
AAAAGUCACAUGAUAUUUGACCUCUGACCAUUUACCCGGAAGUAAUCGUGCGGCGGAAAUAGCCGAAAGCAGCCGUCUCCUUGCGGACCGUGUAAGGAGGCAGAGCUUGGAAACAAGCAUCACAAGUAGGUCCUCUUUGGAGGGACAAGAACACCAAACAUUUGCGUUGCAAUGAAUGGAAUUCGUAGUAAAACGUCAACAUCGCCACCUCUUCAAGUUCCCGGACAGUCUCAACAGAGAAACAUAAUUUAUCAACAUUUUGAGGAGUUUCAGCCACAGAAUUUUCAACAGUCUGGCUACUCCCAGCCAAGUCAACAUCAGUAUCCUGUCCAGCAAAUAGGUGUGCAAGCCCCAAGCUAUGAUAUAGGGAAGCCUGGAUUCAGUGCUCCUCGUAUGCCCAGUCCUGGCCUUGGCCAGCAACCACAAACAAAUAUGUAUCAGCAACAGACACAGCCUAAGCCUGUGCAAAUGCGUAAGUAA